AUGGCUGGAAGAGGUGUGCAGCUCACCACUCCCCCACUAGCAGUCAGGACAGAUGCACGUGGAGUCCUUACUGUGCCAUGGCAGGCUGCUCAACAGAAACUGACAGCGGCGUGCAGCCGGGCGGCGGCCGUCAGCUCUCACGUGGCCUGUUUCUCGCGCCAAUCCAAUCUUUCUAGAGUGGGCGCCGAGGAGGGCAGCCGUAACGGCGUGCUCGACGGCGGCGGCGGCGGCGGCAGCGGCGGAAGAGAUGGCCGUCGGUCAGGCGCGAGGGCGGCCGAAGCUGUGAGCGUGGCGGACCAGGGAGGCGCUGGCGGCGGCGGCGGCGGCGGCGGCGGCGGCGGCGCGGCGGCGACUCAUUACUGGAAAGCAGGCGGCGAGCCGGCAGCCCAGCGGGCCACUACUCGAGCCGCGGGUCGCAGCCGAGGAGAGGCGGCCUGGCCGCCUCCUUGUCGCGUUCCAUUUACGAAAGCAGUCGCAUCCAGGUCACCUUCAGCGACGGUGACGGCUCACUCCACGCACGCGAACAGCUCCCAAAAAUACUGGAUGACUAAUGUGGAACAAAUGAGGCUUGAGCUAAGUGAAGGUUUGCGAUGA
This is a messenger RNA of Schistocerca nitens (vagrant locust), 594 nucleotides long. RefSeq lists its product as uncharacterized. Lineage: Eukaryota; Metazoa; Arthropoda; Insecta; Orthoptera; Acrididae. The transcript is spliced from 3 exons. The record is from RefSeq and is a predicted model, not a curated record. The coding region runs from base 1 to 594 and encodes 197 amino acids.